AUGCUGGUACAUAAUGGGCAGUGCUAUGUGAUGUCGACUGCGCAGUAUCUGGGCAACAGUCAGCAGAUUGCGGCUGUUAGACCGUUAGAUGAACCGCCCGUUUUCCUUUUUUAUGACAGUCCCGUACGCUACGAUGUUCCGCUGAUCAUUGAGCGCUUUUUGAAUUCAGAAUUCCAUUACUGGUCAGAAGAUCAGAUUGUACAGUGGUUCCAUCAUAGCACAUCUUCCUGUGCAGUUGAUCAUGCAUUCCCAGCAGCAGCAGCAGCAUUACAUUCAGCAGGGUAUUUUGACGAGUACUGCGACGCUUGGGCAAAUUGCGCGAAAUUUGGCACCGAAGAUGACAGUCCCAAAAGUGCCUUAGUGUUUAUCACUUUGAACACGCGUCCUGAUGUGGCUUCGUUGAUUGUGAAAAGGAGGAAAUUACUGAAAAUGGGAGGCAGUGGCAAAGGCUUCGCAGAAAACUCAGUUCUGAGAUAUGGCACUCCGCUUGGCAUGCAGCAGGGCGACACAUCGUCGCUACGGCCGGCACAGCAACGGUCUUCUACCCAACAAUCGCAACAACAACAACAACAACCAAUGUAUCCACAAGAAAUGGUGACCUCUCAGCAGCGUUACUCCCAUACUGCCGCAUACGCUGAUCUACAGCAAAUUCCAGCUUUUACUGGGCAAGCAGUGCCAACCAGUCAGCCACAAAACCAGCAACAGUCAUUGGCUGUGCAACCGUCAGCAAAUGUUGCUGCUGCUGCUGCUGCUACUGCUCUUCCUCAGAAAGUAGCCGUUCCAACUCCGAUUCGACCAACAACAAGCAGUGUGGUGGAUAGUCCUAUGCCGACCAGCACGGAGCAGGAUGGGUGCAGUACUGCGCAGCAAACUUCCAGCGGAGACAAUGAGCCUAUCACGCAGACUAGACCAGGCUCGAAUCUGACGCCGUCACCUUCUGUAAAAGGCGCUGAAGGAUCAUCGGUGAACGUGAAAGGAUCAGGCAAACAGCCAGGUGGUGGACGAAAGCCAGCCGGCGGUGCAGUGAAAAGUAAGUGCUUCGGACGAGUUCCGCCAUUAUGA
This is a messenger RNA of Gongylonema pulchrum, 1062 nucleotides long. The record is from the annotation of a GenBank genome assembly. NCBI's taxonomy places the organism in Eukaryota, Metazoa, Nematoda, Chromadorea, Rhabditida, Gongylonematidae.